This is a messenger RNA of Hydatigera taeniaeformis, 252 nucleotides long. The record is from the annotation of a GenBank genome assembly. Lineage: Eukaryota; Metazoa; Platyhelminthes; Cestoda; Cyclophyllidea; Taeniidae.
AUGUUUGCACCGAAACUUCGAUCGUCGGAGAGCUGGGGCGAGACAAUAUCGCCGAUCACAUACGUCGCCUUUGACAUGGCGCGAAUCAAGCGAUUGCACAAUAUUCUUGCUCUGGAUCGACUGAAGGUCAUCGCGGAGGAGUGUGUGAGACGAACAGGCCUCUUUUUUUCCGUUGGCAGCUCUACAACUACCGUCUCUCGUCAGGAGUGCAUCCAACAUACUAUGCCCCAAAUGGGCUCCAAUUUGUUGUGA